This is a messenger RNA of Engraulis encrasicolus (European anchovy), 4569 nucleotides long. It is a transcript of the gene creld1a, whose product is annotated as protein disulfide isomerase Creld1. The record is from RefSeq and is a predicted model, not a curated record. Gene Ontology annotation, molecular function: calcium ion binding. NCBI's taxonomy places the organism in Eukaryota, Metazoa, Chordata, Actinopteri, Clupeiformes, Engraulidae. The transcript is spliced from 7 exons. The coding region runs from base 3144 to 3866 and encodes 240 amino acids.
AGUAGGGGGCGUAGAAAAUGGUGAAGGGAGCACUCACAGAGGAGGUGGUCUGACUCUCGGGAGAAUAGAACAAGGAGGGGACAGUUUGGAGAAUUCAGAGCAAGGAGGAGGUGGAGGAGUAGCAGGUCCCCAUUCCUCCUCCUCCUCCUCCUCCUCCUCGACCUCCUCACCCUCCCCCACCACCUCAGAGGUGUUCAGCACUGCCCUCAGCUGCCUCUGGGAGGACCAUCGGAGAGGCUGUGCACACAGACGCUUCUCCCUGGUGCAGUUUGACUCGCACAGCCCCUUUCCAACCCCUCCUCACCCACAUGGGCCAGGGAGGUCCACCACAGCAGCCACAGCCACACUCCCGCCACUCUUCCAGGGACUGAGCCUCUACAGCCUGCCCAGAGACAGCCGGGCGUUCGUCCGAGGAGUCAUGGCGGAGAGGCAGGGUGGAGACGGUGUGCUGCAGAGGUGCUGGCAGUCCAGAUGGAUGUCCAGAGAACUGAGGAGGAGGCUGCAGACUACUGGUGUUUAUGCUGCCAAUGGCACUGGAGAACAUUUGUCCAGAGUGCUGGAGGAGAACUCUGUGGAGGAGAGUGUGCCUCUUCAGCCAUGACUUUUUUUUUCACCACCACACUGAGGGGGUUUGGCCUGGUAUUGUAAUAAUAGCCCUAUCUGUUGGUUUGUUUGCCCUUGGGGUGUGUGUGCGUGUGUGUGUGUGUGUGUUGCACACACUGAGGCAUACACACAAUCUUGGACAAACACAUACACAUGCAUGCAUGCAUGCAAACACACGCACACAGUGAAAGUGAGAUCUAUGCAUCGUGAUAUUAAACAGUUGCUUGUAGCAUUGGCUAGGGGACCAGGUUGCCAUUUUCGAUUGCAUCUACAUAUACCUGUAUAAGUUGUUGUUUGUAUCCAACAAAUAGUAAUAUAAAAUGAAGGUUGUAUAGUCACCCAUUUAACACAAAUGUCUAUUGUUGACAUUAUAAUUAAUGUUUAGUAAAAAAGCCGCACUCCCGGAUCAGUUUCUUGCCGUUUUAAUACUGCCAUGCUAAUCCAGUAUUAAAAUGGCAAGAAACUGAUCCGGGAGUGCGGCUUUUUUUUACUAAACAUGAACUUUGCUGUUUGCUCGCACCCGAAGACCUUGUAAGAAACUUUUCGGAGUUGAGCUUACUUUCUCUACAAAAAGACAUAAUAAUUGAUGCCACUUGCAUAGUUUGGCGUUAGUAAACCUCCCUGCUGAACACCAGCCUCACAUUGAUGCGGUAGAGCAGGGCUAUCAGCCUGGAUCUUUUGAAAGCGAAAGCCCAACUGGGAAACUCCAACUCCCAUUGUCAUUGUGACACAGCAGCACUCCACACACAAGUGUUCACUGCACACAACGAAAUUGCAUUUUACUGUAUGCCUCACCCGUGCAAGGGGGUAGCUCCUAAUAGCACACCAAGGGAGCUGUGCGACGGGACGGCACCAUGCUCAGGGUACCUCAGUCAUAGAGGAGGUUAAUUAGUGGUUAAUUACUCCCCCCACCAACCUGGCUGGUCGGGAGUCGAAUGGGCAACCUUUGGGCUACAUGUCUGACGCCCUAACCGCUUACCCAUGACUGUCCUCAGUGGUAUCACACCUGUGCUCCCAAGCCUGUUGCUGUGAUUGGGAGGUUGCAGGUUUGAGUCCUGAGUGCCAAACUAUCACAUAAUUUUCUAACCACAAUGCAUCAAACUGGCAAAGUGUGCAUGCGCACUGCCUAGCAAAAACAGCACUGCUUCAUCACAAUCGUGCCCAAUGACUCCUUUCACCUAACCUGGGAAAUCCCAUGCUGCUUUGCACAAUCGUUCCGUUCUGAUAUACUGAUAUGGUCUGGUGUUAACCAGGUAACCCUUCACCCUACACCACGGAUAGGUUUUGUUGUGUAGUUCGAAACAAUGUUAAAUCUUGUGUCUAUUGUCAAUUGAAGUAUGAUGUUCGCAUUGGACUAUUAAUUGAACUUGUAGGUAACUGGCCUAGCUGUGUACUGGUAGGGAUGAUUUAUAUAUUUUACAAUCUUUAAAAAAAGAAAUGUCUGGUUGUAAAACUAAGUAUGAAGUUUGCAUUUGAAUGUGUGAAUUGGUCUUCUCUACAAUUAGGUAACUGUAAUUUACAGACUUUGUCGUGUUCUCUUCCUGUGUGAAAGGAAAUGUAUGAAAGAAAGUCCGUUUUUAAAAUAAUGAAGUAAUGUAUCAUUUUUUCACUGUGGGUUUGUUCAUAUUGUGUGGUACUACAUAGUACAUGUACAUAAUUGUAAUAGCAACUAGAUGUUGUAACCCUGGUUUCACAAGCUGUCUCUUCAUUCUAUGAAGUUUAACACACCGUAUUGUCACUGGCCUACACACAAGUCACAAAUUUCAAUCAUGCCAUCAUGACUCUGAUGUGAAUAGAAGGAGGCCUAAUUAAGAAGACGAUAGAGGCCUUGUUAAAUAUUGAAUGCACAGACCUAGACCUCUAACAACAUAACCAAGGGGUGUGAACUUUCGACCACAGAAAACCUCACUAAUGUUUCUACAAAAAUUGUCCAAGUGUUUAAGACAGCAAAGAGAUUUGGUGAUUCUGAAUAGAUUGGAAAUUCUACAUUGACAUUUUUUACAACUUUUUUUUUUUUUUACCUCAGUGCAGUAGGCUACCUUUUCAUUCAUAGACAUGAGACACGUUCAGUUAGGUUUGUUUUGGACUUAUUAUAGAUUACACAUUCACAUUGCAAAAUGUAUUUGCAUUGUAUCUUUGGUCACACGUUUUCCUUAUCACAUAUUCUGUGUUUAGAGGUGCACUCAGUAGGCCUUUUGGCAUGUUAUUGGCCAUGGUACAGUCCCGGGGCGGGGUGAUACAGAAAAUUAACCAAUGCAAAGGCUACAGUGCUACAAUGAGGCGGGCUCAGGACGGACCAGGCACCGCAACCAAAUGUCUUUGUAGUAUCGCCCAAGGGAAAUAAAAUGAACGCGCUGGGACGGCUGUGAAGUCCAGGAUAAAGGUGGUGACGUAUAGAGCUGUUUCAGUUCUGCACCUGUUGUUCACCUAGAGUAGAAGGUUUCAAACCUGGUGUAGACAAAGUCCAACCUACAUGAUAGACACUACGGCACGCCUACUACCAAUUCUAAUAAAUAGCCCACAGUCCCCCUAACAGAGCGAUGCCUUCCCUUUGGAACUCUGUGCUGUCAGUCUCCCUGUGCAUGUGGCUGUGCCUGUCCCUGCCGUGGCCGGCCGUGGCCCACCAGUGUUCAGACACAUGCAAAGCUUGCGGAGGGCACGACAACAAGACGUGCCUGGCAUGCAAAGACGGCUGGAUGCUCCAUGACACCCACUGUGUGGAUGUGGAUGAGUGUGACGCCAGGACAUCUGGAUGCCCCUCCAACACCUACUGCUUCAACACAGAGGGCUCCUUCGAAUGCAGAGGUUGUGACCCCGCGUGCGUGGCUUGCAUGGGCAGUGGACCCGCGCGCUGUAAGAAGUGUGCCAAUGGAUACAGGAUGACAGGUGCAAAAUGUGUAGACAUUGAUGAGUGCGGUGAGAAUGAGCUGGUGUGCCCAGGGCUGGAUGAGUUCUGUGUGAACAGGGAGGGCUCCUUCUACUGCCAAUGUGCCAAGGGGUUCCGUCGGGAGGGGGGCAUCUGCAAACCGAUUCCAACCGCUGGGUCGCAUGAGAAGGGUCUGUUCGACGACCUCCAGGAGGAGGAGGUGGAGGUGCUUCAGCAGAUGUUCUUCGGGGUGAUCCUGUGUGCUCUGGCCACGCUGGCUGCCAAGGGAGACAUGGUCUUCACCUCCAUCUUCAUGGGAGCCGUGGCCGCCAUGGCUGGCUACUGGUUCUCCGACAAAGGGGACAGGAUACUGGACACUGUGUUCAAAGGACGCUAAGCUAACCGUGUGUUAUAAACAUACACACAAGCGCACGUGCACGUGCAGGGAGCACACACGCACGCACGCACACAUACACACAGACAGACACAGACAUUGAGAAAUGCACGUGCAUGCGCCCACACAAACACGCACGCGCACUGACACACUCCACAAAACAGACAGACACAUUGACAUAACACACACCACACACGCACAGAUUUCAUGUCAUUUUAAAUGUGUGGGCAGUAUGUGUAUUUUCUAUCUGUUAUCAAAAGGUGUGGAAGGCUCUACAGUAUGUUCCCUUCAAACAUUUGGGGAAAAAAUUCACAACAUGGUGAUUCUCAUUCAUCCAAUUCGCCUACAUUAGAGUAUAAUUUGUAAGCAACUGGAAUCCCUUUUUUAGUUUAAAUAGCAACAUGUCUCCAAGCUACAAAAAUGUGCAGUUGCCUUACAAAUAAACUAAUCUUCACAAACUGUUUGUUCAGCAUGAAGCCUUAGAAGUGACCGCACCCUCGCCAGCCCCUUCAGUCACCUUUUGUCGAGAGAGAACGUCAUAUGAAUUGUGGUUUGUUGGAAAAGGUUUGUGUCGCCUUUUUUUAUACCAACUGUAAACCAAAUUCAGAGGACCUGCCCGAGUUUGCACUGAAGUAAAUAUUACAUAAAAUUUUAAUGUGUUACUGUAUAUUUUGUAAUAGGUCAAAACUACAAAUAAAUAAAUAUU